Bursaphelenchus okinawaensis is the source of this 1292-nucleotide messenger RNA. NCBI's taxonomy places the organism in Eukaryota, Metazoa, Nematoda, Chromadorea, Rhabditida, Aphelenchoididae. The record is from the annotation of a GenBank genome assembly.
AUGAAAGUUCUGUUGGAGCGUGGUUUCUUUUUUAGAGCGAAGGUUCUUGUUCCAAGACCCAAGCCAAGGCCAGGAGCUUCUCAGGACACCAAAGAUUCUCCAAGAAUAAAGAAGAUCAAGGAAGAAAAGGCAUACGAAAGCGGAAAAGACAACGAAACCGCUAAUGAGUCGUCUGCGGAGCAAAAGAAGGUACGUUUUUCCGGAUUGUUGUACUUUAUUGCUGUUUUAAGCACAUUAUUUUUGUUUUAUAUUUACAUGCGUUAUACUUUUGAUUUUUAUCUUUUUAAGUACACUAGUAAUCUAUUUAUUUGGGUGGAUUGUAAUAUUUUUAGAACGAUGAGCGUCGCAAAAAGAAGAUCAAGUUGAUCGCACACGAUUCUCAAUACUUUAAUGAUGAUUCCGAUGUGUAUAUUUGGGUUUACGAUCCAACUCCGUUGUACAAAAAGAUUAUUGGUAUUUGUAUCAGUAAGUUCAGCGGAUUGUUUACAAUUUGUUUUUAGUUCUCGGUGUCAUCGCUGGCUGUUUGUUCCCUCUUUGGCCGGAAUGGAUGAGACUUGGAGUAUAUUACCUUGCUAUGGCUGGUAUCAUCUUCUUCGCGGUUAUCUUGGGUAUUGGAAUAGGUGAGUUUAUUUGUUUAUUGUUUUGCGGGUUUAGAUAUUAAAUUUCUUAGGUGGUCGAUUGUGCCUUACGCAAGUGUCUACGCGUAGUUUUUUUUUGUAUUUAAAAAACGUCAAGUUAAUGUUACUGUCUUUAGCAAGAACAAUCUUAUUUGGCAUAAUUUACGCGUGCACCCUUGGCAGACAUCACUUCUGGUUCCUUCCUAAUCUAUUAGCGGACGUUGGAUUCUUUGAGUCCUUCCAACCUGUAUAUACUUACGAAUACGUUGAUCCGAAUGCUCCGAAGGAGACUAAAAAGGAAAAGAAGAAGGUCAACAAUAGUGGAGAUGCCAAACCGAAGAAGGAAAAGUCGAAAAAACCUGAAGGUAUGUCGAGUUUACGACGGUUAUUAUUUAUCUAUUUGAACAUUCAACCAUUAAUGUGGUUUGUCUUGCAGAAGAAAAGAAGGUUGAAGAAGAGAAUGUGGUAGAAGAUGUACCAUCAGAUGGUGAGGAAAACGAAGAUGCUGAGAAAUACUCGAAUCCGUCUUCGGAAUCAGAAGGAAAGGCUGAGGAAAACGAAUCAGGAUCCAGCAGCCCAGUCGAAGCUAGCCCCAAACCAGCCACGGGCGACGUACGAAGACGUCGGAAUGUGAGGAAAGUCGAGGACGACUACGUUCUUGUAGACGGUGAAUAA